AUGGGCAAAGGGGAAGAUACAAUGCCUCACUUUGCGCAGGACUCCCGCGAGGGGCUCUUCCGGCGGACAGUCAACUCCGAAGCCGUCAAAGACACCAUCCUGGACAUGUAUACCCAGAGUCCGGUCACCACGUCCGGUGUCGAGGAUCCGCACGCCUUUGCCCGGCAAUUGCACUCGGUCGGCCGCAAGCGGCGCCUCCACUCGGACCCGGUGCCGCCCCCCGAGCCCGGGCCACCUUCCGAGUAG
Messenger RNA from Fonticula alba, 246 nucleotides. RefSeq lists its product as hypothetical. Bases 1 to 246 code for a protein of 81 amino acids. The record is from RefSeq and is a predicted model, not a curated record. The transcript has 2 exons. NCBI's taxonomy places the organism in Eukaryota, Rotosphaerida, Fonticulaceae.